GAUGUUUCUCGAGUGACGUAAAAUCUAGUGGACGGGACGGGAGGUUUCUUCACCAACCAUCUCGGUAACUCGCUAGCAAACAUGACACAUUGAAGCUCUUUGGACUCAUUUUGUGUAUAUUAAUCACAGUGUUUKAAACACACUGUAUAUGUAUGUACUAGUUAAUCCAUUUAAGUUCAUAUUUACGUUGUCAGCUAUCUGGCUUGUUAAGUUAGCCCAGCACUAGGCUAGUCGCUAAUGCUAAAUAGCUAGCUAGCUAGCUCACGUUCCCGACCAUGAGCUCACUAAGCUACUCUCCCCCUGCUAAAGAAAAUGAGGUCUGUUCGACGGAGAAAGAAGCUCCAGGGCUGAACAUUUACGUGAAAGAAGAAGAAGAAUUUACUGUAAAAGAAGAGGACGUGGAGGAAGCUAUCACAGUGAAAGAAGCAGAGGAUGUUACAGUGAAAGAAGAGGAAGAAGCUUUCAGGGUGAAAGAGGAGGGGGUGAACAGAAAGAGGAGGGUGCCGUGUUUGUAGUGAAAGAGGAGGAGGUGGUGACUGUCACAGUGAAAGAAGAGGAGCAUCUUUUUGAAAUGAAGGAAGAGGGGGAGAUUACUGUCACAUUGGAGGAGGAGGAAGACGACGAGACUGGAGAUCUGAUGAACACCAGAGAGAGACUAGACUUUCAUUCUGACAGCGGGAAKAGUCCUUCAGGGGAACCAGAACCAGAGACGUCGAAACCAGCAMGACGACACCACUGCUCCCAGUGUGGAAAGMGUUUUUCUAGGUUAGGAAGCCUGAAAUCACACGAAAGAAUACACACAGGAGAGAAGCCUUACCACUGCACUCAAUGUGGAAAUAGAUUUACCUCUUUAGGGACCCUGAAAGAUCAUGUAAGAAAACAUACAGGAGAGAAGCCCCACCAAUGUUCCCAGUGUGAAAAGAGUUUCCCCCGGUUAUGGGACCUGAAAUCACAUGAGAGGACACACACAGGAGAGAAGCCUUACCCCUGCUCCCAGUGUGGAAAGAGUUUUUCCACAUCAGGGUCCCUGAAAAACCAYGAGCAWACACAUUCCGUAGAAAAGAUUUUCUGCUGUUCACAUUGUGAAAAGAGUUUUAGGAAUUUACAGUACUUGAAAAGGCAUGAGAAAAGACAUACACGGGAGAAGACWUUUCACUGCUCCCACUGUGGAAUKAAAUUUACCUUGUUUCAGCAACUGAAAAAGCAUGAAAGAAUCCACAGCGGAGAGAAACGUUAUGAAUGCUCCCARUGUGGGAARAUAUUUACCCAGUUAGGGCACCUGAAAGACCAUGAGGUAACACACACAGGGGAGAAGCCUUACCACUGCUCACAGUGUGGAAAGGARUAUAACACAUCAAAUGGACUUAAAGUUCAUGAGAGAACACACAUACUGCUCCCACACUUGUCUCAUAUUUUUGACUGAGAAAUUGUGCUUUUGUUUAAGCCACAUGAAAUCAAAUUGURUAAAGUGCAUUCCAAAAUAMAUUUUWACGUUUUUUAUUUAAACACAUGAACUGAAUAUGGAGURURUCAGCUUGAAAGUAGAGUUUGUAUGUUCGAAUGUAGAUGCUCUGUGAUUAAAUUAUCAUUUUCAAACUCUG
Messenger RNA from Salvelinus sp. IW2-2015, 1601 nucleotides. RefSeq names its product zinc finger protein 135-like. Lineage: Eukaryota; Metazoa; Chordata; Actinopteri; Salmoniformes; Salmonidae. Gene Ontology annotation, cellular component: nucleus. The record is from RefSeq and is a predicted model, not a curated record. Gene Ontology annotation, molecular function: DNA-binding transcription factor activity; RNA polymerase II cis-regulatory region sequence-specific DNA binding. Gene Ontology annotation, biological process: regulation of transcription by RNA polymerase II.